Molecule: messenger RNA, 2343 nt
Organism: Mugil cephalus (flathead mullet)
Lineage: Eukaryota; Metazoa; Chordata; Actinopteri; Mugiliformes; Mugilidae
Product: dual specificity protein phosphatase 13-like
Exons: 3
Coding region: 112-669 (185 amino acids)
Biological process (GO): protein dephosphorylation; negative regulation of MAPK cascade
Cellular component (GO): cytoplasm
Molecular function (GO): protein tyrosine/serine/threonine phosphatase activity; MAP kinase phosphatase activity
Source: RefSeq, a predicted model, not a curated record
CUGCUCGGGCGGAUCAUCUCGAAGCCACGGGAAGGAAGACGGGAACCGCUUCAGCACAACAAACAUUUGGGGCAAAGCAAUCGAUCCGAGGCGAUUUGGGACUUAAAAAAAAUGUCAACCAUGAAAGGGAAGACAAAGGAAUAUCUGAGCGUGAAGGACCUGCAGAAGGUUUUGGACUCUUGCAAGCUACACCUCAAUCAAAUCGAUGAAGUGUGGCCGAACAUCUACAUAGGGAAUGUGGCAGUAGCCCAAAACAAGGCUGCCUUGCUGAAGUUAGGUAUAACUCAUGUAUUAAACGCUGCCCACUCCAAGCGAGGCAGCAUAGGGAACCAAAGCUUUUAUGGCAACGACUUUGUGUAUUGUGGCAUUCCAGCAGAUGACUCGACGCACUUCGAUCUGGAUGUUUACUUCCAGCCCGCAGCGGAUUUCAUUCACAAAGCUCUGAAGUCGCCCCAUGGGAAAGUUCUGGUGCACUGCAUCAUGGGAAUGAGCCGCUCGUCGACCUUGGUGUUGGCGUACCUCAUGAUCUACCGUCGCAUCCCGCUCCAGAGGGCUUUGCAGAAGCUGAUCCAGAAAAGAGCCAUCUACCCCAACAGGAAUUUCCUGGCUUUGCUGCUGGACCUGGAUCUUCAGCUGACGAAAAAAAAGAAAACGUGUCAGAUCCUGUAGUCGGGAGGCGUUUACACUCAACAGAAAUGACUGAAACGGAUAAUGUACUGUCACAUAAACGUGUCUUUCUGUCAGAUUAACACAGCAUGUUGAACUGAACAGAGAAGAAGAAUGGGAAUAGUGCAUAUAUAUUAUAGUAGUAAAAUGCUAAAUGCUAAUGGGGGAAGGCAAUUUGCGCACUAAUAACUUUCAAUUUUCAACACAUGUUGCCUUUUUCAGGUCACUUUAAACACUAGCAUGCUAACACGCUAAUGGUGCUACCUCAAAAUGUCAUUUGUGGCUACUACACUGCGAUGUCACGUGACACAAAACGACUGGAAGAUAAGGAAGUCGUGAGAAUACGGCUGCUACUCUUGUAGCUUAAGUUAGUUUCAGGAACAGCGCCCUCUUGUGGUGUCCAAAACCUUGUAAAUGAUCUUUUCGUGAAGGCCGUUAGCAAAAAAAAUGUAGGAAAUUGUUGGCGUCUAAAAGCCACCGAGGCUAAUGCUAACGUGUGUCGUGCUACAAUUUAAUCUUGAGUUGAGUUGACUUCAACUAUUUGCGCCGCUCUGAUGACGUGUUAGCGUUAGAAUCCAUGUUUGUUAAAUGGAAAAAAGACCGCUUCUUCUUCUAUAAAACCCUAAAAAGGUUAGCAUACUCCCCAAGGAGGCUAAAGGAAAAAGUAAAAACACAUAUUUAGUUACAAAAGAACAACAAAAUGAAUGUGAUUGGUUAUUUAUCAGUGGGGAGGAGCCACGGUUUAGACGCUGCCCUCCUAUUGGUGGACAGGUCGGUCGGACUUCCCCCUUUUCCUGGAUCCUCCAACCUGAGCCUUAAAUGUAAUAAUAAAACUGACAAUUAUACUUUUAAAUGAAAGUUUAAUAUAGCUCCAAUAGUUUUUGCUUCACUGUGUUCGUCAACGUUUAAAUUAAUGACAUUGAGCAAACGCUGCUAACAGUGUAGCUAGCGUAGCACGCCCGCUAACAGAGAAGCUAGCCACGCUCGCCUGUCGCGUAACUUUUCUCUCUUGCAGUUAAGAGUUUUGCAAGGUAUUAUAACCACGUCGCUUAAUAUAGGAGCUUUUUAGUUAGAUUUAUCAAACUUUAUUAGAGAUUUAUUUUUUAGAUUUAUUUGUAAACUUAUUAAGAGAACUACAGCAUUAACAAAGCGCGUCUCAACUCACGAACGCAAACCUUAGACAUGCAGCAACUUUAGCCUGCGAUGUGACAUAGAUUUACCUCAACAGCGCCACCAUCAGGCCAAACUUUACUCUGAAAUACGUGUACUGUGAACGUCAAAAUCCAUGAAAAUACAGUUUUGUUGUCUGAUUUGUAAAGAGAUGUAUAAAAGAAAAAAAAGUUACGAAUGUCUUAACAAAAACCUUGCAGAACAAAGGAGAUUUCAUGACUGUUUUGUGUCUUAAAUUGUGCGUUUACCUUUUUUUUUUUAGUACCUCACCUUGUGUUAGAGCAGAAUGGACCAAAUGCCUUCUGGAAAAUGUUUUGCAGAGCGUCACAUUUUAGUGAACUCUAUCUGUGGGACUCCAAGUCAUCACUCAUGCAUCCACUAUAUAGCUACUGUGUAAAAUUCACUGCAAAUACUGUCGUAGAGAAACACGAGUUUUGUUGGUGAAUGUUUCAUUUGGGUACAAGACAAAAAAAUGAUACAAUAAAUUUAGAACAUUUCACAAAUAAA